Molecule: messenger RNA, 3212 nt
Organism: Calliphora vicina (urban bluebottle blowfly)
Lineage: Eukaryota; Metazoa; Arthropoda; Insecta; Diptera; Calliphoridae
Gene: casp
Product: Fas associated factor casp
Exons: 14
Coding region: 544-2685 (713 amino acids)
Cellular component (GO): nucleus; endoplasmic reticulum
Molecular function (GO): ubiquitin binding
Source: RefSeq, a predicted model, not a curated record
UUCUUCUUCAUUUUGCUGUUUCUCAAAUGUUCACAAAAAUUAUCGACAUUUUCGCUAGUGAUUACAAAAGUUUUAUAAAUAUUUUUUAAAUUAAAAUCAAUUCAAUUGAUUUGCGGACAUUUAAAUUAUUUGAAAAACAUAACAAGAGGUGCAGACAAGUGUGUGAAAGAAUUGAUUGUUUUUAUCUUAAGUGUUUGCCAAGGGAAGAACGAAAAACGUCUAGCGAGCAGUGAGUGAUUGAGUGACGGACGACUUUGUGCAAGUUGUGUGUGAAAUCUUGUAAAAUUUUUGAUUUUCAGAAGCAACAAAAUAAAUUAAAUAAUUCUCAAAAUAAGUUGAAGCUAUUAAUUUUACAUAAACUAAAGACAUAUAAAAACAAUAGAUAUUUGAACUUUUGUAACAAAGAAACAUUAAACAAAGUGUAGAGUUGCAGCCAGUGGAAUCGUUUUAUUUAUUAUUUUUUUUUGUAACUAUCGGGGCCCCCUUCACAGCUUCUUCGUUUUCUACGCAGUCAACACAAAAAAAAUAUAAUUUUUUACAAACAUGUCUGAAAACAAAGAGGAAAUAUUGGCCAAUUUUCAGAGCAUAACUGGCAUAGAUGAUGUGGGUGAAGCAUUUUCCCAUUUGGAGGAAUGUAAUUGGGAUUUAAUGGCUGCUAUACAACGGGUCAUACCACAAGAUGAUCCUAUACCCAACAUACCAUCUGUUCCCUCACUAAGAUCUGAGUCGUCGAGUCUACUCAGUCGCAAUGCGAGCAGUAGUUCAGCUUUAAAUAAUUUUUCUACUGCACCAGGCCCUUCAACCAGAAAUUGUCCUCGUUGGCUAAAAAAUGCCUCCACAAAUAAUCUAGGCAGCAGUGCUGCAGAAAGUGCAUUCGUACCAGUUGCUUCAACAUCAUCAGAUGCCGAUAUAAUUGAUCUCACCUCGGAUAUGGAUAUAGCUGAACAUAGAACUGCAAAUACAAUGUCAUCAUCAUCAGCACCUUCGCUGAUAAGACAAAUUCUAUUUAACAUACAUUUUGAUCAACAAAUUUAUGAUAUACGACUGCCCUCCACAGCAACUAUUGAACAAUUGAAAAAGAAGAUACAUGAUGUUACGGGAGUGCCGAUAUGUCGUCAAGCACUACGCGGCUGGCCGCCUGCUAAAUUAAAUCAAGCUCAAAUACCAACAACUCAAUUAGCUAGCUUAGGAUUGUCGGGAGAAAAUGAAUUAAUAUUGAUCGAUUUGACAGAAGAAGGCUAUAUGGAUUUUGAAAACGAUGAAGUGUCUAGCCGUUUGGAGAAAAACUUUGUUCUUACCAUAGUCCAACAGCCUAGUGGUGUGAGACAUGAAUUAAAAUUCUCUGGUCGCACCACAGUGGAAGAUGUAAAAACAAAGGUUUACUAUGUUACAGAAAUUGCGGUGAGACAUCAAGAAUGGACUGGUUGGCCUCACGGUUGUGAUAAUGAAACCACAUUAGCGCAAUCUGGCAUACAAUUAAAUCAUAAUUUUAUACUACAUAAUGCAGCCGAUAAAAUGCGUAAUAAUGCUAAUAAUUCAUCUUCCACGACAAGAAGUUCCAAUGCUGUUGGUCUUGAUACUGACAGUUCCGCUGAUGAAUUUGAAGAUGCCUCAGACUUUAAUGCCUGUGAAGAAUUUUUCACAGAUCCUCCACCAGUACAAUCCACAACAAGACAUUUAAUUCCCAAUAAUACAGAUAGUGAAACAACGGGUUCACUACAGUUUGUGGAAAAUUAUAAACAACGAUUUGGUGAACCAUGUCCCAUGUUCUAUACAGGCAGUUUGGAAGAUGCUCUUAAAGAGGCCUGUCACAAACCAGCCAGAGAUCGCAAAUUAUUGGCUAUUUAUUUGCAUCAUGGUGAAAGUAUUUUAACAAAUGUUUUCUGUGAUCAUUUAAUGAAACACGAAAGCAUUCUACAAACAUUUGCUGAAAAUUUUAUAGUUUAUGGCUGGGAUUUAACACAUGAAAGUAAUAAACAUUUAUUUUUAUCCUCAGUUACUGGCUGCAUUAGCAAUACCGCCUCCAUGACUGUGCGUAAUAUUUCUAUAGAUAAAUUACCUUCGAUAUUGGUAAUUGGUAAAAGUCGUUUAUCGGGUCGUACUUCGUGCGAAAUUUUAUCUGUGAUUCAUGGCAAUGUUGGUUUGGAUGAUUUACUGUCUCGUUUAUUGGAGUCGGUUGAAAUGUACAAUGAACAUUUGCAAGUGGAAAUUGGCGAAGAAGAUGCUCGUGCCGCUCGCGAUCAAGUUAAAGCCGAACAAGACAUGGCCUAUCAGGAAACUUUACAGGCUGAUAUUGCCAAAGAAGCAGCUAAACGUCAAAAAGAAGACGCUAUAGCUGCUGAACGUCAACGUGUGGAAUCGGAGAAAGCCGAAGAAGAUGCUAGACGUGAAUCGAUUAGAUUAGUGGCUGAACAAUCAUUACCCAAAGAACCGUCUGAAACGGAAUCGAAUAUUUCAAAAAUUCGAGUACGUAAACCAACUGGAGACUUUUUAGAACGUAGAUUUUAUGCAAAUAAUACUUUACAGGAUCUAUUAAAUUAUGUAGCUUCCAAUGGUUUCUUAAUCGAUGAAUUUAAGUUGAUUUCUAGUUGGCCACGCAAAGAUUUAACCUCAAUUGAUGGCCAGCAGACGUUGCAAGCAUUAAAAUUGUAUCCUCAGGAGACGGUCAUAUUGGAAGAACGAUGAUUUUAAACCCAUGUUUUUGGCAACAAACAAACAAAAUAUUUAAAUUAAUAUAAUAAAACUCCUCCUAAUCUCCCCCCAUAAAAACAAACAAAAACAAACACUUCAUUAAAACAUAUUCAUUUUUAAAUUAUACAUCAGAAAUAUUCAUACAAAAGCUUGAAAACAUUAUUAUUUGAACAAACGUAAACAUAAUUAAUGCAUUAAAAGGAAGGUAGAUUAUUAAUUAUGGCAGAUAAUGGCAAAACUAUAACACAAUUAAACGAAGUAAACAACAACCAACAUUUUUAAACCUAUGAAUUUAGUAUUUAUUGUCAAUGUUAUCAGCGAAAGCCAUUAAUAAAAACUACAACCAACCAUCACAUCAACAAAAUUGCAAGACAUAAAUAAAAUAGAUAAAAUAGAAAACAUCAAUAAAAAUUCCUCAACAAAAAUAAAUUAAACUAUUAAAGUAAAACAACUUUUUGGUAAAUUAAUAAAACAAAAACUAAAUAAAAUAGUGAAAAUAAUAAAAUUAUAAUAUAAGUCUG